CCCAAUGCCUGGCUGCUGCGCCACUGUGCGAGCUGGAUGGAGAGGCUCAGUCAGGAGCCGCAGCCUGAGAGCUGGAGACUUCCCAGGACACCCGCCUGCACAGCAGCAGCAGCAGCCUCAGCACUAACACCUGUUCCCAGGCAGCAGCAGCCCAUGCGCCUUCCUGAUCCCUCCUGCAGCAGCAGCACCUCUGCAAGCAAGACCCCUGCAGCAGCAGCAGCACCUGAAAAGUUUCCUCUCUAUUUAUUCAGCUCCCUGUUAUUAUUUCAUGCCCUCUCUAGCUGGGGAUUCAUGCUGAUCUAUGCAGUCUGGGAUAGACUAAUAACAGCGCAUGCCUUUCUCUGCUGUCAGGAGCCAGAAUUCUGACGUAGCCUAUGGUGUGUGCAUCUUACACACUCACCAAAAAAAAAAAAAAAAGAGAGAGAAAUCCACUGAUCGCCUGGCUAAUUAAGUUGCUAUGAGCAUUGUGAUCCCUGAGCAAAUGGGGAAACUAGGGAUUUUAACCCUGCCUGCCAUUGGAUGGACUGCAGAGCUGCCAGACUGCUGAGAGCUGUGGGAUAAUCAUGUGGAAGGAGAAAGAUGUCAGUGUGUGAGCUCCUCAGACUAGCACAGGCUUGACCUUGAACCUGCCAGCACAACCUGUACUUUUAUUGAUGCACUGAAUGGAUUGAUCUCCCUAAUCUCUCUCUCCCUGUGGAUACAGUAUAUAUAUAUAUAUAUAUUUUAUACACACACACCUGAGCUCAUUAUCUGCUUAUUCAUCAUCAGGGUGAGAGAGAGAGAGGAGAAAGAGCUUCUUCUGAUGGCUCCCCUGGGUGAAGUUGGCAACUAUUUCGGUGUGCAGGAUGCAGUGUCUUUUGGGAAUGUCCCCGUGUUGCAAGUGGAUACCCCUGUGUUGUUAAGUGACCACAUGAGCCACUCUGAUGCAGGGGGGCUCCCCAGGGGCUCGGCGGUCACCGACCUGGAACACUUAAAAGGGAUUCUCCGAAGAAGGCAGCUCUAUUGCAGAACUGGGUUUCAUUUGGAAAUCUUCCCCAAUGGGACUAUCCAAGGGACCAGGCAAGAUCACAACCGAUUUGGGAUUCUAGAAUUUAUCAGUAUAGCCGUGGGCCUGGUCAGCAUCCGAGGUGUGGACAGUGGACUGUACCUUGGGAUGAACGAGAAGGGGGAGCUGUAUGGGUCGGAAAAGCUGACGCAAGAGUGCGUGUUCCGAGAGCAGUUUGAAGAAAACUGGUACAACACCUAUUCCUCUAACCUUUAUAAACAUGCGGACACUGGGCGGAGAUACUACGUAGCGUUGAAUAAAGAUGGGACUUCGCGGGAUGGGACUAGGACUAAACGGCACCAGAAAUUUACCCAUUUUUUACCGAGACCCGUGGACCCUGAAAAAGUACCUGAACUUUAUAAAGAUAUUUUAAGCCAAAGUUGACAAAGACAAUUACUUCACUCGAGCCUUUAAAAAAAACAAAAAAAAAACAAACAAACAUAAAACAAAAAAGGUUACCACUAUAAAAGGUUUCACGCGGUGAGUUCUUAUUGAUUAGCCGGGUCAUCACAUCAGCUACACUGUUGCCAAACUUUUGUCGCAUGCAUAAUGUAUGAUGGAGGCUUGGAUGGAACAUGCUGAUUCCGUUCUGCACUUAAAGGUUUGUCCUCCUGGAAGAAAGGCUGUGUCCACUCGCUUGACUUAUUACAAGGCUGAGAACAAAAAGAUAUAUAAAUCACACUGCGAAGCAAGGAGGAAUGAGGCCUGAUGCAUGCUGGGAAAUAGACAUGCUUAUACAUUUUUGAUCAGUUUUUGCCAUACUUCAAUUCAUCUGGAUUUUUUGGCUGAAGGCCUGCUCAAGUGUACGCGCAUUUACAAAGGCAUGGAUGGGUGCAGUCUUAAAAACAAAAAAAAAGACUUUUCAGUUGAUUGCUUGUUGGGUUGUCGUUCCUAACAAGCAUCAAUCAAAGACCUCUUAGUAAAGAAAGUAGAAAGGAAAAAAAAAAGCAAAAAAAAUAAAAAUAAAAAACACAAAAAAGUUAAAUUUAUUUAUAGAAAUUCCAAAGGCUACAUUAUAUUUAUUUUAUAUAUUUAUUUAUUAUAUAGAGUUUAUUUUUAAUGAAAUAUGUACAGGCCAUAUAGGCAUUUUCGAAGCUUUAGGCUCUGUAAACAUUAAAUGUUAAAGGCCAUUAUAAACCUGUGGUUAAAAUUCAUGCAAGUCUAUUAUUAUGGUGCAUGGAUUAAUGUAACAAAAUAAUAUCAAAACCAACCUAUGUGACCCUAAAGGUGACAAUCUACUUUGUGCCCAUAACUUUGUAAACGUAUGAACACCGUUCAUGAAAUAUAGGGGUUUAUUCUUAAAGCUCCAAAGUGCCUGGCUGUCCUGUGAGAAUCCAUGACCGCCAUAUUCAUUUCAGUUGACCUAGAGGGCAUUGUGGCCUUUGGUGCUUACAGAAUAUACUUUUUUGAAGUUCUACCAUUAGAUAGCUGCUUGCUUUUAUCAAAGAACAGAUCUGGGUUGUUUAGAAACUCCACCCCUUGCAAUCCACAGCUGUUCUGCAAUAGGAAUCUGUCAGCUCCCAGUUUAGGAGAUCUGUCUUUGGGAAGGUUCAAGCAGGAUUGCACCGAAGACUGUACUUACUGUGGCCCACCAGCAAAGCAGAAACUGAAGGUAGAAAGAGUGUAGAGAACCUUAAUGAUAAUAUCCACUGAAUUGUGGCUGUGGGAUAGCUGGUAUAGUAGGGAGAGUGCAGUGCCUAUAGUAGAAGUAGAGUUAUCAACCUCUAAAAAUGGAUUGUGGCUCUGGGAUAGCAAGUUUAGUAGGGAGAGAUGGUGUCUAUAGUAGCAGCGGGAUAAUAGUCUCUGGGAAGGGAGUGUGGCUGUGGGAUAGCAGGUAUAGUAGGGAGAGAUGUGCCUAUAGGAGAAGUAUGGAUAUCAGCCUCUAAAAACGACCUCUGGCUGUGGGAUAUCAGGUACAGGAGGGAGAGAUAGUCCCAAUAGUAGCAGUGUCAUA
Molecule: messenger RNA, 2999 nt
Organism: Xenopus laevis (African clawed frog)
Lineage: Eukaryota; Metazoa; Chordata; Amphibia; Anura; Pipidae
Gene: fgf9.L
Product: fibroblast growth factor 9-like
Exons: 3
Coding region: 803-1429 (208 amino acids)
Molecular function (GO): growth factor activity
Source: RefSeq, a predicted model, not a curated record